GCCCACCUCGCACAGACCAAAGCUGACUUCAAGGUGACGAUUCGGGAGAUGACGGACUCCCCGACCGAGCACAACCUGCAGAGUGACCACGAGGACAGCGGCGACCAGGCCUGCCUGACCCAGUUGAAGGCCGACCACCAGGUGACGACCCAGAAGAAGCUGGACUCCCCGACCGAGCACGACCAGGCGAUGACAAACCCCAAGGUGACGACCCGGGAGAAGGAACAACUCGCGCAUCAGGGAACGAUACCUGAUGACCAAGGAGACGAAACCAACAAGACCCACCUCGCACAGACCACAACUGACUUCCAGGUGACGAUUCGGAAGAAGACGGACUCGCCGACCGAGCACGACCCGCAGAAUAACCGAGGGAACGACGGCGACCUUUCCUACCUUGCCCAGAUGCAGACCAACCACCAGGUGACGACCCGGAAGAAGAAGAACCCUCUGACCGAGCACGACCAGGCGAUGACAGACCCCAAGGUGACGACCCGGGCGAAGCCGGACUCCUCGGACGAGCACGACCAGGCGACCUUCAUGCAGGAGGCAACCUCAAGCAGCCGCACCGAGCGAGAGCCCGAGUGGUGUCGGACUGCCAGAGCUGGGCUCAGAUUCCUUAGAGGACAGGGAAGGGCACGUAUGGCUAUGCUCCGACUUCGUGACCUACUCAGGGAGUGCAACGACGAGAACGUUCAGGCGGAGGCCCGGAGGCAUCUGCCGGGAGUACUGGAAGCAGGCCGAAUGGAGGCACACCCUGGUGAAGAGGUUCGCCCGGUGGCUUGUGAGGAAUGGACAGACACCAUUUUUCGACGCCUUGGCGGAAACUCCCUGGGAGCACCACCGGGCGAAAGAUUGCCGUUCGGGAUAUUUCACGCGGCAUACAUUUGGCCUAAUGGAUCCUAUUCAACGAGGGAUGACCUGGCCCGCGCCGGGCGCUUGGAUCUCCUGGGUCUGGAAGGUGAUCGAACCGUGGCCUCCUCCUCGUCGACCUCUGGAAUGGGAGCGCUUCUCCCGCCGGCACCUGCAGGUGACAGCCUGGAAGCAAGCAACCGCACGGACGAGGAAGACCAGCACAAUGAAGAUGAAGAGGAGCAAGAGCCGGCCUCACUGCUGUCCCUGACUUGGCCGACCAAGGGCGUACUUCUCCUCCCGAUGAUGGGGUCAAGUUUUGAUGAGCCUUGGACGGACCAACCGGCACCGACAUGGUGGUGGGACGCGGUUGAUGAACUGCGAUCCCUUAUGGACAGAGGGGUGGACAAGCACAAGCUCGGGAACCUCCUGGAACAGGGACUACGUGGCCGUGGAGAUGAAAGAAUGACGGAGGAAAACCUGCUCUACACAAAUGGGCUCUUGAGAGCCAUGUGGCUUCACUCCGACCAUGUGCAGCCGCCUCUCCAUGAUUGGAAGGGGCCCCCCACGGAUGAGGACAUCGGCGACUUGAUAGAUUGGAUCCUGCACAGGAUCAAAGAGCAGUGGUAUUGGAAAGUCUGCCCGGUGGCCAUGACCCAUCGAGCAGAAGAGCGCGAGCUGGAGGACAUAGGCUACCGCGGACCUCACCACCUCUCUGACGCCAAGCUACGAGCCGAGCGAGAGGAGCGCAAGAGAUGGUGGUACAAGGGCUCAGCUUCCUCCUCUCCUCUACGGGGCAAGGGGGCGCACAUCGGCGAGCCAGAGCCCUACUUGAACGUCUUGUCAGACGACCUGGAGUUCGUGGAGGCGUGGUGGUCCGACCUUCAUGCUGCUCUUCAGAAUGAUGUGACGACGAAGAGUGGAGUGACGCAGACCACGAUGGAGCAGACGACGGAGGUUGAGUCGCCUGGACCAAGCUCCUCAUCCACUCCUGGGAGAGCGGAACAAGAGGAAUGGCAUGACCGACAGGAGGAGAUUGAGUUCGAGAAGGACAAGCAACGUUGGGAGGAGUACAUGCAGGAGAAAAAGCUUGAAGACCAGCUCGCACGUGCAGCCGAAGCAGCCAAGUCGAAGGCGUGUCGUGAGUGGGAUGAUUGGGCCAUGUGGGAUGAGCUGCAAGGAGAGCGAGUGCCUCUUCCGGAGAGCCCCACCCCGGCUAUCUCUCACCUGCACGUCGACUGGGAAUUGUGCUAUGAGUUGGAGGUGCGGGUCAAGGUCUGUGGCACGGUCCCUCCUGCCAGACUGGGGGUGCCACAGAAUGACAUGGAGUCGGGCCACAGCCGGUGCGGAACGACGACGACCCGACCCCAGAUGGGCAACGGGGCCGACAGCAGUACGGUGAACGUGACGACUGAGAUGGACCGUGGUGGGAUGGUCGAGGCUGGGACCGAUGUGGACAAUCAGGUGACGAUCCCUUGGGGAUGUGAUGGUGGAGAUGACACGGUGAAUUCGGUCGAGCUGGCGGAGUGCGAGGCGUUUGCGGCUGACCUUGCCAAGGAGUACGAGUACCGUGAAGCCCAGGCGGAGGCACAGGGAGCAGUGCAGAAGGAGAACGUCCGUUAA
Molecule: messenger RNA, 2472 nt
Organism: Symbiodinium sp. CCMP2456
Lineage: Eukaryota; Dinophyceae; Suessiales; Symbiodiniaceae
Source: the annotation of a GenBank genome assembly